Molecule: messenger RNA, 2034 nt
Organism: Salvelinus sp. IW2-2015
Lineage: Eukaryota; Metazoa; Chordata; Actinopteri; Salmoniformes; Salmonidae
Product: proheparin-binding EGF-like growth factor
Biological process (GO): epidermal growth factor receptor signaling pathway; positive regulation of cell population proliferation
Molecular function (GO): epidermal growth factor receptor binding; growth factor activity
Source: RefSeq, a predicted model, not a curated record
GCUGGCUGUGCUGCUGGGCUGAUCAUCACACCAGAGGCUACGGAAUGUCAGAAAUAAUGACAUUAGGAUGUCCGCUCAUUGAAUACUAGGCAUAGCCAAUAUGUAAUUUGCCAUGAAAUUCACACUACAGUAUAGGUUCUGCCUCCUUUAUUGAAAGGUGUGGCCAUGAAUCAUUGGGAGGCAACAUACAUAAUUGCACCAGUAGGAAAAUGAACAGUUCUUUUCCAACAGUCCGCCCAAGCAGUAGACUGGGAUACAGAGGUCACAAGCAGAGAAGCAGCGACACCUUUAGCCUACUGGACGAGGACACGUUUAACUCGGCAUAGAUCGUACCGUGGAAUUUAUAUCAAAAGGAUUACGCCUCAUUCUGAGUGUAUUUUCGCUAACUCAAAAAGAAAAACCACAAUGAAUAUUUAUCUCAGAUUUGCAAUUUUUAUCGUUUAUGGAUCAGUGUCUUUCGGGAUAUCAAGUGGUGCCUCUGCCAAUACCAUUGACAGGCACGGGGAUAAGUCUCCRGCCCAAUUAGCUGUGGUCAGUCUCCUCCACAAUGAUGCGGAAAUAAGAGACAACCAGCUAGAAUAUGACGAGGAGGAAUACUAUUAUGAACAUGGUGAUGAGGACUAUCUGUCUGGGGAUUAUGAAAUGGAGUUUCCAAAAGUGGCAUUUUCCACCAAGCCGAAAGAUCUGCCCGUGGCUCCUUACACAGACAGGACAAGGGAGGGCAAGAGAAAGGGAAAGGGUAAGAAGAGGAACCCCUGUCUGAGGAAGUAUAAAGACUACUGCAUUCACGGGGUCUGCCAAUACCUGAGAGAACUACGAGAGCCAUCCUGCAUCUGUUUGCUUGGAUACUCUGGUGAGCGGUGUCACCUUUUCAGCCUGCCAGUGACAAAGGAAGCAGAAGGCUACAACAGGACAAUAGCACUGGCUGUGGUAGCAGUGGUUGUGUCCUUUCUGUGUCUGACAGUCAUCGCCAUAUUAAUGGCCAUCAGGUAUCAUAAGCAAGGUCAAUACAACCUUGAAAAUGAGGAGAAGGUCAAGCUUGAGGCGGUCCCAUAUCCUUAAGAGUUCAGUGACAGACUAGGAGGAUGACAAUUCUACCUCAGUUCAUUUUAAGAUAAAGUUCAUCCCCAAGAGGAAACUGUGGCGCCGUAGGAGGAGAUGGAUUAUGUCUACCACGUAGGACACCUGCCCGGCAUGGCCUGACAGACUUCCUGAAAGACAAUCCGGAUAGCAAACCAUGAUUAUAUGCGUGGGCCAUUUCCCAAUUGGAACAGAAAUCUCCAUUAACUAAUUGGGGCAUACUAACUUGACUGAAGUCAUUUUACAUGACACGGAGGAAUUAAAACAGACCGAGGAGAGAAUUUAGGGAAUUUAGAUUGUUGUCAGUUGGUGUCACUACCAACGUGACGCUCAUCCCUCAAGCUAUCGUACAGUAUGACAAAAGGGAAUUUAUUGUGGGCUCUCAGCUGUGUGAAGUUUUCCUUCUCCAUCUGAAAUUUUCCAUUAUUUGUAGUAUAAUGGUUUGUAUGUGGUUUUUACCAGAAUUUUCAUUGUAGUAUUGGUGUAUUGUAUCAAUCAGUCCUUUAAAUAAUUUAUUUAUUUAAUACUUAAGCGGUACUUAUUCCGAUUUGUACUUGCUUUUUUAUGUUCAGAGUGCACUGGCAGUUUGUUUGUAUGCUUCUGUAUUCUGUCAAAUCUAUGUUAAUAUGUAUUUAUAGCGUAAAACAACAUGCUGCUCAUGUUUUGAUCUAACAUUUUUGGUUAUACCAAAAUAAUAAACCWAAAAAAAAYAAAAAUGAAACGCAGAAGAAAUUCUGAAGGUGAAAAAGCAUUCAUUAUGUACUUGCUUCUAUUUCACUGAUUGAUAGAGUGAGGGUUGAACCAUCAAUGAUGAUAGAAAUGAAACAUUUUGUAAAAAAUGUGAGGAAUAAGGACAGAGUUUGAUGUAAAACUGCAAUUUGAUGAAACAUCAACUUGAGAAAUGUUUUCAGAAUGAAAAGGGCAAAAUAAACACAGCUUUUCACAGUCAAAUUA